AUCUGUGAGUAAUAUAUGUAUACUGUUCAAUGGCUCUCACUUGGAGUGCAUCGAGGCCAAGGUGACAUGGGUAUGGUUCUUCCGAAAUACAACACAUCUAUUCUUCUUCCUCAUCGGCUGGGGGUGACAUCUCUGAAGAUGGUCUCUAGCCGUCUGAUCUUGACUAUGAACUUCAGUGCGGACUCAUGUACUUUGGCUGGUUGAGGAGGUAUUUGAGGUCGUGUGCGCGUGUUCCUAUCUCGUUAUUACUCGUCCUCUUUGUCUGCUUUCUUACUGUUUCUUUUAGUUUGAGCCGAGAUGGCACUUUCACACUUCAUAGGUUCGGGAGGAAUCGCCUGGUUUCCUUGGGAUUAGGCGCGAUUUCCCCCACACAAACACAUCUCUGCACGUUGAUUCAUGUCAAUGCUGACAAGAAAUGCGAUUCGUCAGAGCUUGAUCUUUCAGGUGAAAAUGGCGGGUUAGCAGCUUUUGUGGUACACGAUCCUGAAGGCCUCCAGGGCUUGAGAAACGUUAAAUGGUUAACAACCUGAUCCUGGUCAAAAUGUGCAUAGGAGAAAGGUAAAGGACCCAGGAUAGUUGUAAUCGCAUGCAUAUACAUGGCGUGGCAUAACAAGAGUCAAGUGUGAUACCUAGAGAUAUACAAGUUACCGCCCAGCGCCAGGGACGUUGCGCCUUUCCCGCCGGGGACGCUCUGGUUGCUGGAUGACAGUCUGUACGAUAGUUACAGGGAUAGAGUCGAAGUUGAGUGCCUUGAGAAGUUCCUGGGCAAAUUUCAGAUAUCAGCAUAAAAUUCUCUCCAAGAAACGAAAGCGGAGAUAGCUUCAGGGGAAAUCGUAAUACUUACAGAUGUGUCCUUGUCAAUCUCC
Messenger RNA from Suillus clintonianus, 866 nucleotides. RefSeq lists its product as uncharacterized. The transcript is spliced from 3 exons. Lineage: Eukaryota; Fungi; Basidiomycota; Agaricomycetes; Boletales; Suillaceae. The record is from RefSeq and is a predicted model, not a curated record. The coding region runs from base 186 to 530 and encodes 114 amino acids.